AUGUCAUGGUGGUAUCCGCAACGUAUACAGUACAUGAAUUUGUUGAAAGCCAUAUCAAAGCAGUCAAUAUCUACAGAGGAGCUGCCAGAUGUCAUUAACAAAACGAUACAAACUAUCGAUAAUUUGGUGGGACGUAGCUCAUACACUGCUCAGUGUCAAUUGUUCUACGAAUUUCUCCCUUCAAAAGUUAAUGACCAUCAUGGAUUGCGCGGUCACCUAAUAACCCUGUGCAAAGAUAACCUGCAUAGUUGUUGGGUUUCAGUUCAAAAGUCUGGGAUUGAAGAAUUAAUCGAAGUAGAAAGACUCAUGGGUGAAUCGGAUCCACAGCUACCACUGCAACGAAGUGUGCUCGCGUGUUUCUGUGAAAUGACUUUUGUUUACCCAAAUACUUCAUCCAGUGAUGCACUGGUAGAUCAAAGUAGUUGGCUGCUGGCUGCAGCAAAUAUGGCUCUGUACAUUUUCCUACGAUGUGAUGCAUUAAUGGGAGAAGACAUGGAAUCUGCAGUGGCAAAUGACGUUUUGAAGUCUUUGCUUCGUACCUCUGACGGCUUACCUAAGUUUGCUUCGAAGUUCUUGAUUCCACUGAGGAAUGAUCUUGACACUGAGUGUAAUCGUCUGCAAGCCAAUGCGUAUGCUUUAUCGAAUGAUAUUCAAAAGGCCGGUGAUCACGAACAGAAGAAACAGUUCGAGGCUUCGCUAAUGGCAAACGAUGCAACUUUACUCCGUUUGCGCCUCCUGCAGGUCACAGUUCAGCGUCUUUCUGAUUGCUACGAUAAAUUCCACAUUGCUCAAUAA
Molecule: messenger RNA, 795 nt
Organism: Echinostoma caproni
Lineage: Eukaryota; Metazoa; Platyhelminthes; Trematoda; Plagiorchiida; Echinostomatidae
Source: the annotation of a GenBank genome assembly